AUGGGUUCCUCAAGAUCAAUGCUUUUCUUCAUUAAUCUUGCUAUUAUUAUCUUACACCUUGUCGCUCCCACCAUAGCCCAAGAUGAUGGUACGUGCACAGAAAAAGGUGAGUACUGCUGGAAAUGCUCUGAUACUGGCACCUACACAGCAGGUGACGAGUACCAAGAGAACCUCAACAGCCUCCUCUCUUCCUUCUCCUCCAGCACCCAAAACAAUUACGACGGGUUUUACAAUUCAUCCAGGGGACAAGACUCCAACAAGAUCAAUGCAAUUGCAUUAUGCAGAGGAGAUCUCUCACAGGACUCUUGUCAGACUUGUCUCAACACAUCUACUUAUAUACUCUUGCAAAAUUGUUCAACUCAAAAGGAAGCAAUCAUAUGGGCAGAGCGUUGUAUGGUGAGAUACUCAUACAACUUGAUAUUUGGUAUUGAACAAACGGACCCUUUUAAGCAUUUGCCUAGCCCAAACUCCGCUAAAAAUCCUCAACAGUUUGAGCUGGUGCUUACCCCCUUGUUGGGUAUUUUAAGUGACAGAGCUGCGUCAGGGAAUUCUCUUAAAAAAUUUGCAGCAGGGCAUGCAACUGUCCCUGGAG
Prunus avium (sweet cherry) is the source of this 592-nucleotide messenger RNA. The record is from RefSeq and is a predicted model, not a curated record. Lineage: Eukaryota; Viridiplantae; Streptophyta; Magnoliopsida; Rosales; Rosaceae.